AUGCCCAGCAGCACUGGAAAGAGGUUUAAACCUACUAAAUACAUCCCUGUCUCCACAGCAGCUGCCUUAUUAGUGGGUUCGACUACUUUAUUUUUUGUUUUCACGUGCCCCUGGUUAACAAGAGUCAUCUCCCCAGCCAUCCCUGUGUACAAUGGGCUCGUGUUCUUGUUCGUACUUGCAAACUUCAGCAUGGCGACUUUCAUGGACCCUGGAGUUUUCCCACGAGCAGAUGAAGAUGAGGAUAAAGAUGAUGACUUCCGAGCUCCACUCUACAAGAAUGUGGAGAUUAAAGGAAUCCAAGUACGGAUGAAAUGGUGUGCCACCUGCCAUUUCUAUCGCCCGCCCCGCUGCUCCCAUUGCAGCGUCUGUGACAACUGUGUUGAGGACUUUGACCAUCACUGCCCAUGGGUCAACAAUUGCAUAGGACGGAGGAACUACCGAUAUUUUUUCCUCUUCUUGCUGUCCUUAAGCACACACAUGGUUGGAGUGUUCAGCUUUGGGCUGAUCUAUAUUUUAAACCAUAUGGAAAAGCUGGGGACAGCUCACACCACCAUUACCAUGGCUGUCAUGUGUGUGACUGGAUUGUUCUUUAUCCCAGUCAUUGGUCUCACAGGUUUCCAUAUUGUUCUAGUGGCACGAGGGCGUACAACCAAUGAGCAGGUGACGGGUAAGUUCCGUGGGGGGGUGAAUCCUUUCACUCGAGGAUGCUGUGGUAACGUGGAACACGUGCUCUGCAGCCCUCUGGCUCCCAGGUACAUUGUUGAGCCAAAGAAAAAGCAGGCUGUGAGUGUGAAGCCUCCUUUCUUCAGACCAGAUCUAUCCGAGCGACAGAUCACAGUGAAGAUAAGUGACAAUGGGAUCCAAGCCAAUCUUAACCGAAGCAAGUCUAAAGUUAGCCUGGAAGGUCUGGAGGAUAAAACCAUGGACAUUCAGCCACCUCUGCCUCCCAAAGGAGAUCUAAGCAAGUACUCUGAACUAAAGGGGCAGCUGGGAACCAGUGAAGAGAGUGGUCUUUCACCUAAAUUGAUCAGUCCCCCCACUCCUGCCAUGUAUAAGUAUCGACCAGCUUUCAGCAACAAUCCCAAAGUCCACUACCACGCUGCGGCUGAGCAGGUGAGCAUUAUUCCAGGUCCAGAUCAAGGAGUUUUGAUUGAAGAGAACAACCGGAGUCUUGAUUAUCAAUCAGAGCCCAACCUGGACAUCCCGAACUACAGGAAGAGCUCACUGCACAAGACUUAUCAGUCCUCCCCACUCCAGAUAGACUCCUUCGCCGUCAAUUCGCGAUCCCUGAGCUUGAAGUCUGCCAGCAGGAGAGGGACAGACAAAGUGCCGCUGCAUCCAAUAAAAUCAGAAGGAGCUGCUUCCACCCCCUACAAAAGCAUCUUUUCCCCCAACUCCCUAUCAAACAGAAAUGGAAGUCUGUCUUAUGACAGUUUGCUAAACUCCAUGUCCCCCUCCGGGAGGAAAUGCAUAGCCCAUUCUGCUGUUGGCUCCGUGGGGUACCAUUCGCCAUAUUUGUCAGCCAAAAUGUGCCACCUACGGGGGAGCGAGCUGCAGCGCCAGGCUCCACAGAGUUUCAGCCCAGUGCUGGGGGGCCCAGCACCGCACCAGCGGGACCCCUCUCCCGUCCGUUACGACAACCUUUCAAAAACCAUCAUGGCAUCCAUCCAGGAGAGGAAAGAAAUGGAAGAGAGGGAGAAGCUCCUCCUCUCACACCCGGAUUCGGUGUUUGCAGACUCGGGUGUGUAUGACACCCCUAGCUCUUACAGCCUUCAACAAGUCAGCGCGCUGUCUGAAGACCCUCGCAGCAUGGUGAUGAGAUAUGGCUCCAGAGACAAUUUGAUGACUGCGACCAGUUUUAGCACAAGGAACCCUAUACUGCAGUCCUCGGUGUCUUCCCUCUCAAGUGCAAUGGCCAGGGCACCAAGGACUUCCACAACUUCCCUUCAAGCCGAUUUAGCCAAUAACAAUGUCCAGUCCCAUCAGGCACUACAGGCCAGGGUGAGCAAUGGCUCCUACAAGUCACCAGGCCAUCAGGUCCCAUCAUCCCCUACAGGGAUGCCUAGGUCACCCUCUUACGGAGGUCCGAAGGCUGUCUCAUUUGUUAACACUGUGGAAAUAACGGAGGUGCAAUCUGUGGGAGCUCAAAGGGAGGACAUGCAGUUGAAGACACCUCACAGUAAAAUAAAUGGACAGCCAAAAGGAAUUUCCAGGGCAGAUUGUCGACUGGGUUCAACGUCAAGUUCCCAGGGGGCCCCGGUCAGUCCUGCUAGACACUCAAAUGUUAAGAAGGUGUCUGGCGUUGGUGGAACAACCUAUGAAAUUUCAGUGUAA
This is a messenger RNA of Emys orbicularis (European pond turtle), 2334 nucleotides long. It is a transcript of the gene ZDHHC8, whose product is annotated as zinc finger DHHC-type palmitoyltransferase 8. Gene Ontology annotation, cellular component: Golgi apparatus. Gene Ontology annotation, biological process: protein palmitoylation. Lineage: Eukaryota; Metazoa; Chordata; Testudines; Emydidae. The transcript is spliced from 12 exons. The record is from RefSeq and is a predicted model, not a curated record. Gene Ontology annotation, molecular function: palmitoyltransferase activity. Bases 1 to 2334 code for a protein of 777 amino acids.